Moneuplotes crassus is the source of this 1137-nucleotide messenger RNA. NCBI's taxonomy places the organism in Eukaryota, Ciliophora, Spirotrichea, Euplotida, Euplotidae. The record is from the annotation of a GenBank genome assembly.
AUGAGUACUGACAAACAGAUAGUUUUCAGCAUCAUUGGUGAUAAGGGAGUUGGUAAGACCUCACUCUUAUACUGCUACACAACUGAUGAGUUCAACUGGAAUUACGAGCCAACCAACUGAGAACACUAUGAGGCUACCACAACUAUAGAGAACAAUGAUUUUUUCCUUGAAUUUUGGGACACUAGUGCUAACGAAGAAGAUGAUCAAGCUAGGAAAUUUUGUGUAGAAAAAUCUCAUUGCUUUGUAGUAGCUUUCAGCCUCCUUGACCAGAAUACAUUUGAUAAUGCAAUCGACAAGUGGAUACCGUUUAUCAAAGCUCACUGCAUGCCAGAAGUCAAGCUCAUUGGUGACCGUAAUCUAGAAGAAUCAAAGAAUGUACCUCGUGCUGCCUCACGGGCUAAUUUUAAACAUGAUGUGAUAGAGGAAGAGCCCAGCGAGGAAGACCGGAGCUCAGAGCUAAGCAAACCUAAAAAGCCUUCUCAUAUUGAAGAAUCAAAGGAGAAUAGAGAAGUGAGUGCUGAUGGUGAGGGAGAAGGCAGUGAUAACUCAGACACCACCAUUAAUACAGGCGAUGCUGAGUUUCAAGUCAGUAACGAGAAAUGGAACAUUGUUCUCGUUGGUACCAAGAAAGAUCUCCUCAAGGACGAGAAAUUGGUGAAUGAUUAUAAAAAGCAAGGGAUGUAUCCUGUUAAUACCCAAGAUGCUGAAAAUUAUGCACUAGAGCAUGGUGUAUUCUAUUUCGAAACCAGCUCAUUGCUAGGAGACAACAUUUCAGAAUCAUUCAAUGUGUUGAUUCAGAGUUUUUAUACUCAGACUGACUUUUUCACCCAAACAAAUGAAACCAGUGAAAAUAUUGAGGAAGAGGAUUCUGAAGAGCCUCCAUUUAUCCCUCAGAUUAAUAGUAAUGGCUUCACACUGCCAUUUGAGAAACAAAUAGAGAAAAUGAAAGAGAAAAACAGCAAAAAUCCAAAGAAUGUCAAAAAGAAGGCAGAUCAGGUUGGAAAUGAAAAAGAUGAAGAUGAUGAUACUGGAGCUUUGGAGCGGAACAACUCCGGUGCUGCUAAUGAUCCUGACGACAAACAAGAAGGAAAGGAUGGUGCAAAUGGCAAAAAAGAUAAAAAGUGUAUCAUAUUCUAA